AUAUUACGUUUCAAAAAAAUAUUAAAAAAAUACUUUAUAUCUAUAUGUAUCUUCAAGGGUUUAAGUCAGUAUUUUCAGUGUCAAAAUGCCUUAAUAUAAGGUUAAAACAGAGAUUAUUAAUAACCUAUUUUCAUACCAAUCAUAAUGGAUUAUUAUCAUUAAAAGGAGUUGAAAAUGAGAGUGAAAAAAAGAAAACGUUAGGACCAGAUAAAGAGAAGGAGCGAUUAUAUAGUUAUGGAGGAUAUAUUAUGAGUUGUUUACCUAAAUUUGUUCAACAAUUUUCAGUAUGGAAAGAUGAAUUAGUUAUUUAUACGUCAGUUAAAGGAUUGAUUCCAAUUAUGUAUUUUUUACGUGAUCAUACAAGUUGUCAAUUUAAAAGUGUGAUGGAUAUUGCAGGAGUGGAUUAUCCAGAACGAGAAAAUCGAUUUGAAGUUGUUUAUAAUAUGUUAAGUGUCCGAUAUAAUUCACGAAUUCGAGUAAAAGUUUAUGCGGAUGAAACAACACAUGUGCCUAGUAUAGUUGAAUUAUUUCAAGGAGCGAAUUGGUAUGAAAGGGAGGCAUAUGAUAUGUAUGGAAUUUUUUUUGUUAAUCAUCCGGAUCUUCGAAGGAUUUUAACGGAUUAUGGAUUUGAGGGACAUCCACUACGAAAGGAUUUUCCUUUAACAGGAUAUACGGAAAUUCGAUACGAUGAAGAGAAAAAAAGAAUAGUAGUUGAGCCACUUGAAAUGACGCAAGCUUUUAGAGAUUUUAGUGGUGGGACUAGUGCAUGGGAUCAAGUAGGAGAAGGUGUAGAUGAUCGACCGGAGAAAUUUAAAGUUGCAACAUUAAAACCAGAAAAAUCCUCUUAAAAGAAUAAAUAUGAAUAUAAAAUAUGAAUAGAUAUUGUAA
Molecule: messenger RNA, 888 nt
Organism: Pneumocystis carinii B80
Lineage: Eukaryota; Fungi; Ascomycota; Pneumocystomycetes; Pneumocystales; Pneumocystaceae
Exons: 1
Coding region: 45-848 (267 amino acids)
Molecular function (GO): NADH dehydrogenase (ubiquinone) activity
Source: RefSeq, a predicted model, not a curated record